Trichoplax adhaerens is the source of this 1230-nucleotide messenger RNA. RefSeq lists its product as uncharacterized. The record is from RefSeq and is a predicted model, not a curated record. The transcript has 14 exons. The coding region runs from base 1 to 1230 and encodes 409 amino acids. Lineage: Eukaryota; Metazoa; Placozoa; Uniplacotomia; Trichoplacea; Trichoplacidae.
AUGGCUUAUCCUGGUGGAAGAAUGCUGGAGCCGCGAUAUAUUGACUUUGCAAAUAAGAUACUCAUAAAUAGUACAACUUUACUAACCAGAAAUUAUUUAAGAAUAAUUGAUGCAGCGAGAAGCGAAUUAUGUUUAGCUCUAAAGGCCACGAUUAACAGGAAAGAGCUAAUAUCGGCGUUGAAGAAGUAUCUCUCCAUACAUGGCAAGGAUUUAACUGAGGAAUGCAUAAAGUUUUUAUCUUCUAUCAGAUAUAAAUGGAUCAGCUUUACAGAUGGUUUGGAAGUAGAUAUAAAUGGAAUGCGGGUUGAUAAACUGGCUAUGACUAUGGCGGAGAUCUUGCAAUGUUACCGAACUGCAGCCGGAAUCUUCACAUACGUUAAUGAUAAUGUGACAGAUGAGCGUCCCAAUUUUUUAGACGAGACAAUACUGGAAAAGUUGCAUAUUCAAAGUAUCGCGGAAGCGCAAAUUAUAACAGUAAUAAGAGCUAUUGUAUCAAGUCGUGAAGUCCUCCAAAUUAGUAAAUUAAGUGAAGAUUUCCACAACAAGUGCAUCAAGCCCUUACGGUUUUACAAAAUAGUAAAAGUCACUAUGCGCAGGCUGUUGAAAUCUUGCAAAUUAGGUGAAAACUUACAAGAUAUCAUAGCUCGUACCCAAAAGAAAUGCUUAUCGCGUCAAGUAGAAGCCACGACGGAAGUUCUUGAGAGCGUGGAAGGUUUAAUUGUAAUUACUCCCAUCAUAUUUAUUCUGCCGUCAGAAAGGGAUCAGGUCGUAAAUAUACUGAAAGACAGGAAGUUCUUAUUGAUUGCUCACAAAUGUGGAGAUUGUAUGCUAACAAAUCAUUCUGAUCGCGAAUAUGAGGAUCAAAAGUGGCCUUUUUGCUGUAGAAUUAUCACCUUUGCCUUUUUACUUCCUCCGGCGUGUGCACUAUCCAUUGCUGUUUGCCUUUCUUGGUUGACACUUUUUCUCUGGAUUCCCAAAGACCAUUUAAAUAGUAUACAUAUUAAGCGAAUUGCUGUCCAAUGUUUCUGCCUGGAUAAUGUGUGUUAUGAAGACGCAAUUGCGUUUUGCCGUUCACUGAUGAUGGCACCAUAUCAUCUGUUACUAUGGGCGGUCGGCACUCCGAAUCCUGAAGAUUCACGUUUAGAAAAUGAAGAGAGUGAACAACUGCUGCUGCGAGAUGCACAUGAAAAAACCGGUCAAGGAUUAGAAAAUACAGAUUCAUUACCUUGA